Volvox carteri f. nagariensis is the source of this 1395-nucleotide messenger RNA. RefSeq lists its product as uncharacterized. The record is from RefSeq and is a predicted model, not a curated record. NCBI's taxonomy places the organism in Eukaryota, Viridiplantae, Chlorophyta, Chlorophyceae, Chlamydomonadales, Volvocaceae. The transcript is spliced from 6 exons. Bases 1 to 1395 code for a protein of 464 amino acids. Gene Ontology annotation, biological process: spliceosomal snRNP assembly. Gene Ontology annotation, cellular component: SMN complex; nucleus.
AUGGAUGCCUCAAGGACCGCACGGGACGGUUGUAACGUACUAAACGAGGAUGACCCCGGUUCCGCAGACCAGGGUUCCCAACGAGGCAAGCACAAUGCCGUCGAUAUUCCUAACGUUAUGGGCGAUCUAAUCAUAGCCGCAGCUGCAGAUGACGACGCGGAGUUUGACGAGGACGAUGAGGGCGAGUAUGAGGACGAGGACGAAGCGAUGGCAACAUCGGACGAUGAGGACUACAAUCGGACGCAUUUUGGCAUCGUCCAGGCGCUGCCUGUUCCUGACGGUCCCCUAGACAUGGACGCUGGGCCCCCCCAGACUGCGGAGGAGUACCUGCGGUGGGUGCGAUUCGAAGCCUCUCAAUGCCCGCGAAUCACCCGCAAGGACAUUGACCCAGCCGUACUGCAGCGCCAACAACAGCAGCAACAAGGACAUGAAGGGGGAGAGGAUUCGACGGCCAUAGUAACGACAGGCCUUGAGAACGGCGGGUCACGCCAUGCAGGCUGCUGCCCUAGCGGCGGUGCAGCCUCUUCCCUCCUGCGGAGCAGAGUUCCUCCGCCCGUCGUCAGCUCUUGUCCCGAGUGGGCUCGACCCUGCCCAAAUUGGCUGGCUGCCUUCUUGCAGGACUUCAGUCGGCUGCGGCGGGCGCUCAGCACCAUGCAGCGGCAACACGUUAAAGAGCUGUCCUCCACUCGGCUGCCCUCCCUGGAGAACACCGCCGCCUGGGACCGGUUGUGCUUUGAGCAGUGGCAACCGCUCGAACAUCAAGAACAACAACAAGGGCAGCAAGAGCAGCAGCAGCAACUUGAUCACCAGCAACAGCAGCAGCAGCAGCAACUUGAAAACCAGCAGCAGGCAUGCUGCGAGUCCGUGGUGACGGGUGACAAAAGCGAUAACGGUGCCGAAAGCCCACCGCCACCACCGCCACCACCCUCCCUGCCGCACGAACAGCAGCAAGGGCAGCAGCAGCAGACACAGCGACAUGGGGGGGUUGUAGGAGGGGGUGGGGGUGGGGGUGGGAGUUCAGGUUUGGUGGUGGAGACCGACCGGCUGUGUGGCCCUGUGGUGCGCACGGUGCUGGCACUGGAUCAGGUUUCCGUGGGCAGUCUCAUUCAGCGCCACGUGGGCCAGCUCAGCACCCAACCGUGCCUGUCGUACAUCAGGUCGCAGUGGCUCUUUGCGCUGGCUGCCGUACUGGAGCGUCCCGUACCUCCUGACGUGGCAGCUGCCCUGCGGGAGCUGGUUCGGCGGUGCUCUGCCUGGAGGGCCACCCUGGAGCAUCCCGAUGACCCGGUGCUGCCGCGAUUAAACGUUUUGUUGGCGGUUGCCGGCGGUUAUUUCGGGCAGGACGAGCAUCUCAGCGCGGCGGCAGCAGCGGCUAGUUUGGGAGACCUGAUUUAG